AUGGCACCGAGCGUGGAGAUCUCUAUUCCAACUACGUCCCUUUCUCCCACUACUCCCCCACACACAAUAUAUCACAUCACCCUUCGGCUGCCUCUCCGCUCCUUCACCGUCUCCAAGCGCUACUCCGACUUCUCAACGUUCCACGCGACCCUGGUCAAUCAGACCAAUGCACAGCCCCCGGUACAACUGCCCUCGAAGUCAUGGUUCUCCAAUACAGUCUCUAACGAGCGGUUUCGUGAAGAGCGCCGUUGUGGUCUGGAGGAAUAUCUUCGGGCAAUAAACGAGUCCCCCGAUGGCCGCUGGCGCACCUCGCCGGCGUGGCGAGCAUUUCUCAACUUACCGACCGCCGCGGCUUCGUCAUCCACUACUACGGCCAGUACCUCCUCAAGGCUUCAUGCCGCUAUCACAGACCCUGGGAACGCAGCGAACGCCCCGAUCACAGACCCUACUCUCUGGCUUGACUAUUACCGGGACAUGAAAGCCCAUCUCCACGACGCUCGACUUCAGCUUUCCAGACGAGACCAGGAGACCACGCCACAGAAGCAACAUGAGAGCUCCGCACAGGCGAAAAGCAGUCUCGUGCGUGCAUCGUCCAUGAUAACCACGCUGGAAGAAGGCCUGAAGAACCUCGGCAACCGCGGCAAUCAAUCCAGCGGUUCGGCUGCGUCGCCGAGCCUCGGUGAAGGCGAGCUCCGCCGUCGGAAAGAUCUGCUCAUUAAUGCGCGCAAGGAGAAAGAUGGGUUGGAGGACUUGCUGCAUGCUAUGGCAACGAAGAGCCGACUUGACCAUGCCGUAGCGUCGAUACAGGACAAGGAUGCACUAAUUCGGGCUGGGAACGGUGAUGCCGCAAGCAACGGGCGCAGAACUCCGGCAAGAUCAGGGAGGGUUCUUGGAAAAGAGACAGAGCGCACUCGCGAACUCGACAAUGAAGGCGUGCUGCAACUGCAGCGGCAGACGAUGCAGGAUCAGGAUGCUAGCGUUGAAGAGUUGAUGAAAAUCAUCAUUCGUCAGCGGGAGCUGGGCACUGCUAUCAAUAAUGAGUUGGAGGUGCAGAAUGAGCUCUUGAAGUUGGCUGAUGAGGAUACCGAUCGACUGAAAGCCAAGCUCGACAUUGGCAAGAAGCGCAUCGGCAGGAUUUCCUAA
This is a messenger RNA of Penicillium cinerascens, 1143 nucleotides long. RefSeq names its product Qc-SNARE protein. Gene Ontology annotation, molecular function: phosphatidylinositol binding. The record is from RefSeq and is a predicted model, not a curated record. Bases 1 to 1143 code for a protein of 380 amino acids. NCBI's taxonomy places the organism in Eukaryota, Fungi, Ascomycota, Eurotiomycetes, Eurotiales, Aspergillaceae. Gene Ontology annotation, cellular component: intracellular membrane-bounded organelle. The transcript is spliced from 2 exons.